This is a messenger RNA of Cygnus olor (mute swan), 764 nucleotides long. It is a transcript of the gene CRYBA2, whose product is annotated as crystallin beta A2. Bases 92 to 682 code for a protein of 196 amino acids. The record is from RefSeq and is a predicted model, not a curated record. Gene Ontology annotation, molecular function: structural constituent of eye lens. Gene Ontology annotation, biological process: visual perception; lens development in camera-type eye. The transcript is spliced from 4 exons. NCBI's taxonomy places the organism in Eukaryota, Metazoa, Chordata, Aves, Anseriformes, Anatidae.
ACCAGCCUGGGAGGGCGAGGGGACAGCGGCACGGGACGGGGACACCCUGCCCGGGUGACGCCUGGGCUCUGCCCUCAGCCGAGCUCCCCGCAUGACCAGCGAAGCCAUGGACACCCUGGGGCAGUACAAGAUCACGGUGUGGGAGGAGGAGAGCUUCCAGGGCAAGCGCUGCGAGUUCCUCAUGGAGUGCCCCAGCAUCAUGGAGCGCGGCUUCCGCAAGAUCCGCUCCAUCAAGGUGGAGUCGGGCCCCUGGGUGGGCUUCGAGUACCCCGAGUACCAGGGCCAGCAGUUCAUCCUGGAGAAGGGCGACUACCCCCGGUGGGAGGCCUGGAGCGGGAACAGCGGCUACCGCACCGAGCACCUCCUCUCCUUCCGGCCCGUCAAGUGCGCCAACCACAACGACAGCAAAGCCAUCCUGUACGAGGCGGAGAACUUCCAGGGGCACAAGUUCGAGCUGAGCGACGACUACCCCUCGCUGCAGGCCAUGGGCUGGGGCAACAAGGAGGUGGCAUCCAUCAAAGUGAACGCUGGAGCGUGGGUGGCAUACCAGUACCCAGGCUACCGGGGCUACCAGUACGUGCUGGAGCGGGACAGGCAGAACGGCGAGUACAAGAAGUACAGCGAAUACAGCAGCCAGGCCCACACCAACCAGAUCCAGUCCAUCCGCCGCAUCCAGCACUGAGCAGGGGCAGGGCGCGCGCCCCCGCAGCCCCCGGGCUGCCGUGCCAUAGACCUGUACCUGGUAGCGAAUAAAGGCAUUUGUC